CGCCAUAUUGAAUCCAACGUCCGCGUUCGCACGCGCAUGUGUGUGUGUGUGCGUUAAUUUUCGCGUAUCCGGCCAUUACCCGCGCGCGACCUGUGAGUGUGUGCGCGCGAGUGUGUACCCACUGUGGCUAUCCGCGUGAACAUAAUUGUUAUCGUAAUACAAAAUAAUAUAAGGUUUUUAAAUAUAUGUUCAAAUCAACGAUACGAUUUGUACGGAUUUGUUCGGACGUUUUCGUUUCUGUUAUUUAUUUGUUUAUUUUUUUUUUUGAGACAAUUUCCCUUGCCCCUUCCUGCUUCGUCACGAAUCGUGUGUGUGCGCGCGCGCGCGCGUUGAAGAACUCGUGCUGCGACCAGCCGCCGCCACCAGUGCAACAGAGAUAUCGUGUCCGAGCUUUUUGGAUUCUUGUCAUAUUCAACGAUAAUGCACUAAUAAGCCGAACAUAUAUUUUUUUUUCUCGCCCAACCGACGUAUAAUAAUAUAAUGAAUGUGAUCGAUUUGGUCACCGUCCUUGGUUGACCCUUUUCAUUUGCGUGUGUGUGCGCGUAUGUGCGUGCGUGUACGUACGAAUUUACAAUAAUCUUAAUAAUUAAUAUUUAAUAAAAGUACGUGCGUUCCGAGUGGUUUUUGAAGUUUAUUUCCCGUUAGUUUCGUCCGGGUCGUUCGCAUGACCACCGCGGUGGCUGCGUUAUCGUCGUUUACACCGUCGCGGGUCGCCGUACGACGCGUGCGAUUUGUCGUUGCCGAUGCACGACAGCGCGAUGGCCGAUGACGAUCAAGCCGCUACUGCAAUUAAUAAGUGUACGUUGUCGUCGUCGCCGCUGCCGCUGUUAUCAAUCGGUCGUUACAGUGUUGUUGUGAUGUCGGAAUCACAUUUUGCCGUGUAACCACUAACGCCAUCGCCACCACCACCACCACCGCCACCGCCGCCACCGCCGCCGCAGCUGCUGCUGUUGUUGCUGCCGGACACAACAAUCCCGAAAAAACGGAUUGCGGAUAAUAUCGUCGUGUCUUGUCGUCUUUUGUUCCCGCAGCCGCCAUCGAUUUAUAUACUGCAUGAUGGCAUCUCAAAUGGAAAUUGAUGACGAUGUAGUUGAUUUAAGUAUAUCAAGUCGCACAAAUCAAUCAUUGAGAGAUGAGCAACUUUCUUUAAAGAAUACUCAACCAGAUGAAACUCAUAGCCAUAUGAAUGGACAUUUGGUCAAUGGUUUCACUAUAACUGGCAAUGAUUCUUCAGAAGACAGUGAUGAUGAUAUGCCUCUUGAACUUCCUCCAUCUCCUAAGGACUUCCUGGCCCCUGAAGAGAUUUGUGAAAGAGAAAAAUUGAUCAGAGUUCUUAAGGAAAAUCUCCGAACUGAAGAAAUGACUUUGGUGCUGCUUAAGAAAUUGCAACAAUCUCAACAAAUUAACCAAAUUGCUCAGAGUGUCACCAUAACACCUCAGGCAGCUCAUACUAAAGAUCAUUCUAAUUUGUUGUCAUCCCAAUUGCCUUCUGGAAAGUCAGCUCAACCACCUAUGCCCCAUGUACCUCAUCAUACAAAACCUCCUCCACCACCAUUAAAUCGUUUACCAUCAUCGUCAAGAUCUAAUGUUCAUCAAUCUCAUCAGUCUAUGUCUUCAACUUCGCCAAUGGGUACUAGUAGAUUACCUCCUUCAAAUGGCAUACAAAAUUUGCAGAGAUCAUCCAAUGGUCGAUCAUCAAAUUCUGCUCAUUCAUCACCUUCAAUUACUCUUGAACGAGUAAUGAAAGACCACCAUUCGUCUAGUAGUUCUCAAUCGGAACGUAUGAGAAAUGAUGAUGGCCAAACACCUGCUCAGAGACAAGCAGCCGCUAAAUUAGCUCUUAGAAAACAAUUGGAAAAGACACUGUUGCAGAUUCCUCCACCAAAACCUCCACCACCUGAAAUGCAUUUUAUUCCAAAUCCGUCAAAUACAGAAUUCAUAUAUUUACUUGGGUUGGAACAUGUUGUUGAUUUUAUAACUAAUGGUGAAAUGAUAGAAGCUAGUGUACAUAAAGAACCGUAUAAAUGUUCUCAAUGUGAAUCAAAUUUUACACCUGUUUGGAAACUGGAAAAACCAUCUAGAAAUAAAGAACCUAAAAUUAUUUGUGAACUGUGCGUGACUAGCAACGUAAAAAAAUCUCUUAAAGCAGAACAUACAAAUCGACUGAAGACAGCAUUUGUCAAAGCUUUACAACAAGAGCAAGAAAUUGAACAAAGACUGGCCCAAGGAUCACCUCCAUCAUCAGUAUCUCCAGCGCCAGUGCAUCCAAUUCAUGUUAAUCCACCAAUGCCGUCCAUGCCUAAGCCAGCCCCUGCACCAAAACGUAACCCUACACCUCCACAACCGCACAAAAUGCAUCCUUCAGAUCCUACUGGUGGUAAAUUUAAUGCUGCUGCUGCAGCUCACCUUGCCCUACAACAACAAAUGCUCAGAGGAUUGUCACCUCAUCCUGCAGCUGCUAUGUUGCAGUUUGCACCACUUCUAUAUCCGUAUCAACUAGCCAUGGCACAAGCCAGUGGUAAGAAUUCGGCUGCUGCUGUAGCUGCAAACCUUGCAGAAUUACAGAGACAGGCAGUUGAUUUGCAACGACAGUAUUUAAUGGAGAUGAUGCCUCAACAAGGACAGUCCCGGUCUGCAUCGCAAACGCCUACAUCUGCACAUAACUGGAAGUCAUGAUCAUAAAGAUUAAAGUUUACCAAAGACACAUUCAGCUAAUGCUUUAACGACGUGUGACUAUCAUCAAUAUUGUACAUUUCUAUUUUCUUUGUACUUGCAUCAGAGAGGUCUGUGCCCAUUGCAGAUAUUUUGUACUAAUAGCACAUUGUACAAGUUGCAUAUUUUUUUUUGGACAGAUCGGAAACAAUUAUAACAAUUGGCUAUUAAUCAUUGCAUUCCAAUACAGCACACAUACACAAUAUGAAUAAUAUGGCUAAAGUGUUGUAUUUAUGUUGUUAUUUUCCCAAAGACUAGUAUAAUGCAUUGUCUUAACAAUGUAAAUAUUACAUUACAUCUAUUGAUGUGUUGUAUAAUGCUGUCCAUGAAAAGGUCGAAUAAUAAAAAUGAUGAGAAAUAAUAAUACUGACCUGACCAAAUAUGCUAUAUUUGCAUCACUACUACUCAGUCAUCAUGCAGGAUUUGACUUUAUUAUUAUUUUUAUAUUCUAACUUUUAAUUAUUAUUAUUAUUAUUAUGUUUCAGAAAUUCAUGUUUGUUUCCAAACAAUAAGUUUGUGUUUGUACAAAAUUAUGUACAAAAUCACUCUGUAGCAAACCUAUUGUUUACAUUGUUCAUUUAUUUUGUAAAUAGUCCAAAUAUUUGAUUAAUGAAUUAUACAUUUAUGAUAUAUAAAGAUACAUUUUGUAUAAUAAGAGCCAUGUUAGUGC
Molecule: messenger RNA, 3382 nt
Organism: Sipha flava (yellow sugarcane aphid)
Lineage: Eukaryota; Metazoa; Arthropoda; Insecta; Hemiptera; Aphididae
Gene: simj
Product: transcriptional repressor p66-alpha
Exons: 8
Coding region: 1054-2676 (540 amino acids)
Biological process (GO): negative regulation of transcription by RNA polymerase II
Cellular component (GO): NuRD complex
Source: RefSeq, a predicted model, not a curated record